GUCGGUGCGGAGGCGGGCGCUGCCACGCUGCACUGGCCGACCCGGGCGGCCCUUUCAAGUCCUUCGACACCUUCGGCUGGCAGUGGGACCCUGCCCUGAGCCUGGACGAGAACCUCCUGCGGCUGGCGUCUGCAAACCGCCUCAACACGUUCAAGGCAAAGGGCUUCUUCGCCGGCCACUGCAGCGCCGUAGUCUGCCGCGUCUCCAGCACGAGCAGCGGGCGCGACGUCCACGUCGUCGGCAUGGGCGUCAACGCGCCCCCGCGCUUCGCGCCCGCGGGCGCCGCGGCCGCCGCCGCCGCGGCCGCCGCUCUCGCCGCCGCCCCUGCGUGGCCGCAAGGAGUGGAAACGGAAGUACGAGAUCCACGCCGAGGUGCAGUGAUCGCCCGGUGCGCCCGCUGGGGGCUUCCGGUGGGCGGAGCCUGGCUGUACCCCCCGACGCGUGACCCUGCCGCCGUGCCGGGAGUGCAGCAAGGCGCUCGUGGCCGCGGGCAUCGCGAGGGUGGUCUUCCAGGAGGCGUCGGGGCCGGGCGCCUACAUCGGAAGGAGAGUGGCUGCGGGAGCUCGGCAUCGACAUGGUGCCCAUGGCCCGUUGCGAGGAGCGCGACGCCCACGUGGAGGAGCUGUGGUCCUCCUGGAAGGCCGCGAGGGGCCUCGACCGGAGCGGCCUGCGGGCGCUGA
Molecule: messenger RNA, 680 nt
Organism: Prorocentrum cordatum
Lineage: Eukaryota; Dinophyceae; Prorocentrales; Prorocentraceae
Source: the annotation of a GenBank genome assembly